Molecule: messenger RNA, 579 nt
Organism: Aspergillus tubingensis
Lineage: Eukaryota; Fungi; Ascomycota; Eurotiomycetes; Eurotiales; Aspergillaceae
Exons: 3
Coding region: 1-579 (192 amino acids)
Source: RefSeq, a predicted model, not a curated record
AUGCUACCUGGAUUCCUGCAGAGUAGCUACGCUCGCUACAAAGCAGAUACCAAUACCUUCGCAACAUGGCUACUAGAGACUGCCAACCAAUGUGGCUAUCGGCCUACCCUUUCUGCUACCGUUCCUACGGCGAACAAGAUCCUCACCAUUGCCAAACGCACCAUCAAAUUGAGGAAAACGGUCACUUCAUGGUUCUUGGGUCGUGGCGACACCGCGAACAAUAAGCGCCAUGCUCGCUUUAUCACUGCGCUGGAGCAAAUUUGCGACACCCUUCAAUGGAAUACCGCCCAACCCUCCAAGACAGAUGCUAAGCAGCCACAAUCAAUGCCUGAGGAACCUGAGGAUAUCCCAGAGACUCGAUCGGCGCCCGCAGCAUCGAAGAAGGUUGUCAAGGUCACGGUUGUGGCGGAGGAAAAUGAGGCAGCCGACCCCUAUCUUGGUCACUUGUUCUUCAAGACCUUGUGUCUACUGCAAGAUUUGGACAACAUGCGGAAAUUUAAUUCCAUCACCUGGUCGGAGUACCGGGAUAAGAAAAUCGACCUUAUGAACGCCGCUAUCGUGACGGACAGUGCCUUGUAA